This is a messenger RNA of Seminavis robusta, 3203 nucleotides long. NCBI's taxonomy places the organism in Eukaryota, Bacillariophyta, Bacillariophyceae, Naviculales, Naviculaceae. The record is from the annotation of a GenBank genome assembly.
AUCAGUUUAUUUUUAUUAGCAACCAUACAAAAGGACGAUCCAACCCAACAGCUCCACAACUAAUACUGUAGCUUCCUUUCUUAUUGGCAGAUAAGAUCAUCAUGUUUCGUUCUUGCAUGGGCAGCAACCCGUCGUUGCGGUCGUUUACGUUUGUGGACGAGGAAGAAGAGACGUUUGAACCCGUAGAGGCACCGAUACCCAUUGUGAAUGUGCUCUUGGAAGUGGUGGGGGCCACCAAUCUGCCGACCAAAGCGGGCACUCGUCUCGUUGGAGAGAGAAUCCUUCCGGAUCCUUAUUGCAUCGUUUCGAUUGUCCGUAGUGCCAGUCGCACUCCGGAAGUGGUUCAUAGAACACAGACUAUUUGCAAGGAUGACAAUCCAAUUUGGACAAUCAAGACCAAGUCUCUCUGUGUGGUAUCCAUUCCAAAAUACGACCCGCAAAGACAACAACUGCCAAUCUCUUUGGACAAAGCGAAACAGAAGGAUGAAAACAACCAAGUAGUACCAGCCAGUGAUGUCUCUGUUACCUCUUUAGCGUCCUAUGGGACUGCUCUAUCCAGUGACAGUCUUAUGGAUAACUCCGUCAUCGCGUCUCCGUCCGAAGCCAACUGCCUCAUCAUUCAAGUGCGCAAUGGAAAAACUUCACUAGGAAAGGUAGAAGUAUCCUUUCAGCAUGUUCUACAGUGCAAUGGGGAACGCCAAGAAUUCCCUCUCGUCACAGACAAUUCACCACCGCCACCAGCCAGCAUGGAAGACAACGACAACAUGUCCAUGCUACUACAACCACAAGAAGAAACCUCAUUGACACAAAGCAUGCUCGCUCUGCGCUUUCGUCCUGCCAAACCAGACGAAAUCACGUUUCUCAACAAUCUACGACGCAAUCGAAACGUCUUUGUAUCUGCCUCACGGAGACUUUCCAGAUCGCUGUCUUCGGCCUCAGAAAGACCGGAGGAACCUUCGCAUGACGAGGAAGCCAUGGAUGUCAACUUUCGUCUUGUGGUACGAAAGAGCAUCUUUUCCUCCUACCGAAAAACACAGGGCAAAACAGGUGAGCCACUGGUGAAACUGCAACCACCCAAAAGAAAUGCACUACAACCCGAAAAAUCCAUAGAAUGGAUGACAAAGACACAGAUUCAAGCAGAAGCUUUAAAGCCAUCCACAAAAUGGGUCGAAACAGGCCAUGGAGAAGCGGGGACUCUGUAUUUGGAGAUCUUGGGAUGCGAUAAUCUUCCAGGAAUGGAUACUGGCAUUGUAGAAGAUUCUUCGGAUCCAUUUGUAGGCAUUGUAUUUGAAGAUACAAUGGUAAGAACUCAGGUCUUGUUCGAGACAUGUACCCCAAGAUGGCUUCCGUGGUCAACGAGAGCCUUUGCUUUCAACAUUGCACACUCGUCGUCCAUGCUCUUUCUGGGAGUAUUUGAUUACGACGAAAACAUGCCGCUGCAAAAGGAUUAUCAUGACCCAAUUGGACGCACCGUUAUCAAUACAAUCAACUUUGAAAGCUCGGUGACUUAUUUGCUCCGAUAUGAUUUGAUUGACAGCAGCAAACUGGAUACGCCCCGAGGAACCAUCACGGUUCGUCUUCGUAUCGAAUGGGCAGAUGAAAAUGAAGCUGUCAAGCUGGCUUUGACGGCUCCACCUCGGAUGAUCAUCAAUGUGGAAACCGAAAAGGCUUGGCAUGUCCUUCAUUAUUGCACUUAUGGAGGAAUCAACAUGAAUUCGCCGUCCAUGGCGUCUGUGCGUUUGUAUGCCAGCGAGGUGUACGAAAUAUGGAGAAACUACUGUUACUUUUUGGAUGUGGUCGCCAAUAUACUAUUGUGGCGAGGCCGGGUCAACCUUACUCUGUUUGAGUAUUCUGCAAACAUAUGGUUCCCAAUCCAAUCCAUCUGGUUGUUUGUUUCUGUGGCGCUUGCUUAUGAGAAGCCAUCGUACGCCCCGGCAAUUUUCUUUUAUGGCCUGGCUUGGAUCAUGAUAUCAAUCAACUACUGCAGCAGUCGGCAUCCAUAUGCUUGGUACAGAGUGAAAAGAUUUGAAAGCCUAGUUUUAAGCACCUUAUUGGGGACUGCAGCUUCCUCUACAAGGUCGGUCGAGGCAGACUCAACAGCUGAAGAGAAAGCUACCUACGAUGCCCUGGACAAGCUCAAAGCUGACCGGAUGAUGGCGUUGAUGAGCGCCUUCAUCAGGACUGGCCUUAAAGCGUACCGAAUCUACAGCGGCACCAACAUCGCCUCCAUCGUUGAUACAACGCCCGACACUUCAUUCUACUUCCUCUCUGACAAGCUGUACUACCCACACAUGCUGCUGAAAUAUUUUUGCAAUUAUUCUCGAGCGUUUCGGAACUUUAUAAAUUGGAAGAGCUACAAUAGCUUUCCAAAGACACUGAACUUACUGAUUUUGGGCUCCAUCUGCCUCAUUUCACCAUUGCGCACUGUGGCAGCAUAUACGGGACGAAUUCUCAUUUGGAUUUUCCUCGGUCCGUUUAUGAAGGUCGUUGACAUUGUUUGUGUGCGAUACCAGUACAAGACAAACGAGGAUCUACUCGAUGACAUUCGGAACGAUCGACAGGAUAGUGACUAUUGGUUCCUGCCGUUUUUUGAUUCAAUUGUCGAACAUGAAUCCUUUGAUUCCAUGAGAAAGACAGGACGCCUUGUAGUGGAGGACGCUGCCAAGCUCAAAGACAUGCGUGAGGUUUUGCACGGAAAAUGGAGUGAAACAGUGCCAUGGGUGGACAAUUCUCGACGUCCGAGCGCUCCUUUGCCUGCGUCCUCUGCGGUACCUCGGAGUGCGGAUUGUGACAAGUUGGAACAGACUUUUAGCUGGAAAUUUGCCCGAGGGAAGCAGUUGGAGGGAGACAUGAUUAUGGGUUGCCCUGGGUGUCCCGGUAGUACUCGAUGCGUGGGCAAGGUAGAAUCGAAAAAAGAUCAGUAGCAACUUCAAUGAAUGCAGUCGUAAAGUAGCGUGCAAACUAAUAGUUUUGAUUAUUGUAGUUUUUGAUUUCCAUCGAUUCGAUUCAGUAACAGGUGCAACACCGACGACGCCUUUCUCCGCGACGGCCGUGCCUGACCUUGGCCUCGUCGCUCUGUUCCAAUCAUAAAUUGUUGCCUUUUUAAGCAUCAUUUCAUUCUCCUUCCUGUCGUGUUCCUUUCUUUUGUACUCUGGCAAAAUGCACAAUUUCAAGCUCAUUCUUUUUUUAGAACAGUAGAAUCA